This is a messenger RNA of Daldinia vernicosa, 767 nucleotides long. RefSeq lists its product as uncharacterized. The record is from RefSeq and is a predicted model, not a curated record. The coding region runs from base 217 to 669 and encodes 150 amino acids. The transcript is spliced from 3 exons. NCBI's taxonomy places the organism in Eukaryota, Fungi, Ascomycota, Sordariomycetes, Xylariales, Hypoxylaceae.
GUGACGUCAGUCAACAGCUAGAAAAAAGUAAUCCGAAGCUCUUAUUAAUACAGACCACAUUCGUCAAUUCUACCUAUUUAAACCGUACCUAUUUUGAAUCGAAUAAAUCUUAAAAGCUCGUAAUUGGUUGAUACGUGUAUACAUAGCUCUCGCCUCACGCUACUUACCUACCGAGAUACCUAUAACCACGCAGAGAAAAGAAACUCCCAAUUCAAAAUGUCGGCAAGAUUGCUCACACGAACACGAACCUUCAUGCCGCGCCAUGCCCUCGGCGCCGGCAUCGUCGGCCUCUCCCUCGGGACGAGUAUGGCCACGUUUAGACAGCCGAAGCUGAGAAUGGACGCGAGAGAUACCCCGCGACCGAUGAGCAGUCGUCCUACGAAAGAGAGGUUAGAUCCCGACCUCCUGAAGCAGCUUUCUGGCGGGAGCAUUACAGGGUUUAUUUCGGGACUCCUUAUUAGUGUUUUCUCGCGGACGUUAGUAUUACUUAUAGGUCUCACCGUGGUGGUCGUUCAGGUCGCUUCGAGAUAUGGUCUUGACUUAGUACAACAGCUAAAGGUGAAGCAACGGUUAGGUAAUUCACGCAUAUUAGCUGCUUUGGAGAAGAACCCAGCUUUUACUUUAUCUUUCGGGCUAUUCUUCGCAAUGUCCGCUUUUAUGCAAUUCUAGCUGUUUAUAUACCGUGGGCAUCUAGGUAGAUAGCAACGGACAGAUAUAAUCUGAGGGGAAAUCAGCCUCUAUUUCAGAAAGGUUGUGUUUCCCUCUUC